Messenger RNA from Eurytemora carolleeae, 1229 nucleotides. RefSeq names its product tankyrase-1. NCBI's taxonomy places the organism in Eukaryota, Metazoa, Arthropoda, Copepoda, Calanoida, Temoridae. The transcript is spliced from 11 exons. The record is from RefSeq and is a predicted model, not a curated record. Gene Ontology annotation, molecular function: protein binding. Bases 152 to 1162 code for a protein of 336 amino acids.
CUUGAAAUAACGCUUACAGUCCCUUGAGGUCGUAAGUUUAAGUGACUCCAUUAAUGAGUUGAAUGUCUGAGUCAAAACAGAACCCUUGAAAGCUUUAACAAGAAAAGAACAAAUAAAUGUAUUUUGAUAAUUUAGUUUUCUUAGACUUGAAAUGAAAUUUAACAUGAAGGAGAAGCUGAUGGAGAUGGAAAAAGUUGAUGUUCAACAUGAACUGUCAAGAGAAGAGGAAGAUCUAUUGAAUGAUCUUCAUGAAUGUGUCAGAUGUCCUGAUAGAGUGUUAAAACUGGAAUCCAUGCUGGAAUUAUAUCCUCAGUUAAUCAAUAAACCAUAUGGACACCAGGAAUAUACCCUUCUUCACAGUGCAGUACAAUUUAACAACAAGAAAGGUGUCUCUGAUCUAAUCAAAUUCGGGGCAGAUUUAAAUAAGACCAACCAUGCAGGACAGAUGCCGAUACAUAAUGCCUGUAUUUUGAAAAAUCUUGAAAUAUUAAGGUUACUGCUAGAUGCUGGAGCUAAUGUGCAUGCUCCAAAUAAAAAUGGAGAUCUUCCAAUCCAUCUUGCAGUUGGUGAUCUUCAGCUAGUCAAGAUACUCAAGAUGUACGGGGCAGAUACAUCUGCUACUGGAUAUCUUGGUAACACGUGUCUGCACUAUGCUGCGGAAGCAGAUAAUAUAAAAAGUUUACAAUAUUUUGUUGAAGAGGAAGGAUUAUCUCCCAACCUUAGAAAUAUACUCUCUGAGACCCCUCUUCAUCUCCUGGCCUACAAUAUAGGCUGUGGAAAGCCAGUUGAUUGUGGUGCCUACCUUCUCGAGGAAGGUGGAGACUUGAAUGCUCGAACUGAAUGGGGAGAUACUCCAAUUCACUAUGCAGCUCUUAGGGGUAGCGGGGAAAUUCUGAGAUUUUUAGCUGAGAAGGGGGCUGAUCUGACUCAGGUCUCCAAUAUCAGCCCAAUCCAAGUAUUUGAGAAGUAUGGACUGCCUCUGGAGGAUUCAGAGGAUCUAGGGCUUACCUUGCUCUGUAAGGUAGCCAAAUCCACAUGUAUCGUGAAAACAACUUAUAUUUUGGAUAAAAUCAUGGAAGCCAGGCAUCAGGUGAAAGUAAAUGAAUACUUGAAGAACCUCCAGGAAGUCAAGGCAAGAAAAGUUAGAAAGGUAAUUUAUUAAUAUAUAAAAAUAUUUGUUUAAAUUAAUUAAACAAUGGUUCAGGGCGCUUCACGCCAAUCUUCUUCAA